CAAAAUGGUAUGGCUCAAAUGUUUCGGGCUUGGGAUGGUUGAGCAAACCCCUCAAGAAACUACAGCACGCAAUGGGCAGGGAGGUGAACGGCGUUUUGCGCUCCUUUCUUCGGUCAUGUUUUUAACUCGGACACAGAAGAACUGUGUUUGCAUGUUUGAGAAGCCCUGCGACUGACUGUUGAGCUCCAUCAUCUCUUAUACUGUGAUAAUGCGAUAUGGAUGAGCUGUCCGGGAACAGAUAAAAAAAAAAAAAAAAGUGUGAAGGAUAAAAAGAGCCAAAAAAAAGCAGUUAAGGACAGAGUGUAUAUCACAGACUUAGACAAGAGAUCAUGUCCACAUCACUAAAGCAGGAGAAAACUAUUUGCAUUCUCCUCCCCAACAAAGAGCAGCUGGACAUCACUGUUGGGCUGAAGUCCACUGGACAGGAUGUUCUUAAUCAUGUGGCAGAGCUUCUUGGAAUCAAAGAGCUUCACUUUUUUGGCUUGACAGUGGUGAAAGACAAUGAGCACAUAUUUUUAGACCUGGAGGAGAAACUCAAUAAGUACUUUCCUAAGGAAUGGAACCAAGAAUUAGGAAAGGGAUUACAGAAGAGGUCAUUGCCUUUAAUUCUCUGCCUUAAAGUGCAGUACUACGUGGAGAAUGGUAGACUCAUUUGUGAACGAAAGGCACGGCAUCUUUACUACUCUGACUUGCGUGAGCGAGUACUACGCUCUGAAUGUCGUCAGCAGGAGGAGGUGUACUUCCAGCUGGCAGGUUACGCCCUGCAGGCUGACCUUGGUGACCACCCGGUGCCAGAGCGGGGCAUGAAGGUUGCCCCUUAUUUUGAACCCAAGGAGUACUUUCCCCCGUGGAUUAUAGCUAAACGUGGGGUGAAAUAUCUCCUUUGUCAUGGGCCAAAGGUACACCAGGAGCUGUGGGGCAUGUCUACUCGUGAUGCAGUCCUCCACUUCAUUAAAGAGUCAUGUCAGUUGGAGGAUGUACCUGUCACAUUUUACAGAUUGCUAAAGGAUAAAAAGGAGGAGAGAGGAACAGCAUUGCUUGGUCUGACCCUGCGAGGAAUGCAAGUUUAUCAGGAGGUGAACAACAUACUUGAGCUAAUAUAUGACUUCCCCUGGUCAAAUGUGGGACGUCUUACCUUCCUGGGCAAGAAAUUCGAGAUCCAGCCAGAUGGCUUGCCAUCCGCCAGGAAGCUGGUUUACUACACUGGUUCAUCUUUCCGCUCUCGCCACCUCCUCUUGCACCUGAGCAACAGCCAUCAGAUCUACCUCAGCCUCCAACCUGCCCUUAAACACCUCCGACAGCUGGAGGAGAGCAAAGAGAAGCAGCAUUACAGAGAGUCCUACAUCAGUGAUGAUCUGGAUUUGGAUCCCCAAGGCAGUGAAGGCAGUCCUGGUCUCUCUCGACACUCCACCAGCAGCUCUGGAAUUGAGGCGGAUGCCCGCCAACACAGCAUCUACACAGAGAUGGUCUCCAUGGGGGACGAAGGUCAUCGGCAAGCUGAGAAAUGUUUCAGCUCAGCAGCCAGCCAUGGCAGCUCCUGUACCUCAGGAUUUGACACAGGCAGCAAAGCUCGAAUAGAAGAUGAAGGGUGGCAAGAGGAAGAGAUCAAGACCAGGACACGAAGUCCAGAUGAGGCUCUUGUGGAUGAUCCUGAUGAGAUGUUCCAGCUGAAUAGUCUUCUUGCAGGAGUUUCAGUGGAUUGUGCAGAACUUUCCUCAAAGACUCGCUCACCAGAAAACCAAGGUCCUCUACACAGUGAGAAAGAUCCUGAGAAAUUGUGUAACAAGGAUAUGUUAAAACAGGUACUGAAAUCUAGAGGACAAGUUUGCGUGGAUCGGCACAGUCACAGUCUAGAUGAUGUCCGUCUCGUCCCACCUCCAGCACCCCUGGGGGUGGCACUGCCACCCGAUUCCUCCCACAGCUACACCUUUGGACUCCCAGAUCCCUCAGCAAACACAAAGACCUCUGUUGAUCACAGUUAUUACCCCUUCUUGCACUGCCAAUCUAAUCCUUCCUUCUAUGGCCGCAGGUCCAACAACUGCCUCUCCCUGGAUAUGUUGGGUGAUGGACAGUUCAUGGAAUACAUAUUUUGAACAUGUCAGGUGCAGACGAGUAUACCUGUUCUCCAUUUUUCUGUACAGUGCAAAUUAGCUCACAGGUUGCCAGCACAAGAAUCUCAGUGUUUCCCUGUAAAGAUGUCAAAUUGCAGAGACAUUAUCUUCUUUUAAAAGCUGUGGAUUUUUAGCACCAUUUCAAGUAGUAAACAGAUCAUAUUUAUUAAUGUUGUAUAUUGUGUACAUAUUACCUGUACAAUUUUAUUACAUUUUAGCUUUUCUGAACAGAAAAAUACUUAAUCAAGAUUCUUUUGUACAUUUUACACUGUUGAAACAUUUCCUCAAGUGUCUGAAUCAAUUAAUAUUAGGGGCAUAAAGUUUGGUGAAAUUUUAAACCCAUACAAUUGCUUUCUGUAUUAGUCAUAAGACAUCACUUACAUUCCUCACUGUAUGUAAAUUUGCUUUAUUUACAGCUAUGUUUGAACUCUCGUUUUCUUUGUUCAAUUUUAUUAUUUUUAUAACUCACUCUUUUGUAUAGCGUGCACUGUCACGUCUUUCACAGCUUUGUAACUACUGAUGUGGAAAAUCGACCUUCUUUACAGCUGUCAGUGUAACCAGCCAAAGCUUUGCCUGAUCUCCGUUUGCCUUCUGCUGUGAUAAUUAGAACACAACUUUUUUUUUUUUUUUUGGUGAAAUAUUGCCAGCAAUAAGUGUAUAAUGAAUUUACAGUAUUUUUGUAUUAUGUAACCCCUGAACAAAAACCAUUUGUUUUUCCUUCUUUUGUGUGUGUGUUGUGUUCAGAUGAACUGUUGUCUUUAGCCUGUAUGAGGUCAUCAGGAAAGAUUGCCAGCCAUUAAACACAAAAACUUUGACUAAAUGCCAGUAAUAUGAACAAAUGUAAAGUCACAGUACUUAAUAUUUUUUAAGUUUUUUUUUUCUUUUUUAUAAUGUUGAAAAUAAAUUCUUUAUGC
Archocentrus centrarchus (flier cichlid) is the source of this 3025-nucleotide messenger RNA. Its product is annotated as FERM domain-containing protein 6. Gene Ontology annotation, cellular component: cytoplasmic side of apical plasma membrane; cytoskeleton. The transcript has 14 exons. The record is from RefSeq and is a predicted model, not a curated record. Gene Ontology annotation, biological process: positive regulation of hippo signaling. NCBI's taxonomy places the organism in Eukaryota, Metazoa, Chordata, Actinopteri, Cichliformes, Cichlidae. Bases 330 to 2093 code for a protein of 587 amino acids.